This is a messenger RNA of Pediculus humanus corporis (human body louse), 495 nucleotides long. RefSeq lists its product as uncharacterized. The record is from RefSeq and is a predicted model, not a curated record. NCBI's taxonomy places the organism in Eukaryota, Metazoa, Arthropoda, Insecta, Psocodea, Pediculidae. Bases 1 to 495 code for a protein of 164 amino acids. Gene Ontology annotation, molecular function: oxygen binding; heme binding. The transcript is spliced from 3 exons.
AUGAAAGAACAUAUGAUAUAUAUAAAUCAAGAGAAUUUAUCGUUAGCUGUUAAAAUAGUUACGCCAACAUGGGAAUCGAUUAAAGAAGAUUUCGAUUGGUAUUGUACAAAAAUAGAAGAAACAUUUUUUCAAAAUGAUACGACUAAAAAAGAAUUAUUUACACUUCCUAAAUUUGAAGAAGAAUUAACUGAUGAUGUUGUAAAUAAGAGACUUUUUAAACAUUCGAGUGCUGUUUUGAAUUUCAUGGAAUGCAUUGUGCAAUUCAUGAACGGAAACGAAGAAACGAAACCUGUUUUAUUCGUGCUUGGAAGAAAUCAUUACACGAUUGGAGUAAAUGAAAAACUUUUUUUAGAAAUGAAAGAUGCUAUUUGUUCUGUGAUUAAAUAUAAAAUAGGUACGGAAAAUGCAAAAGCUUGGGAUACAAUAUUGCAGUACAUUCUAAUUAAUUAUGUAUUCGAAGGAAUGACCAUGAUUGAUCCUUUUACAAAUGCAUAA